This is a messenger RNA of Pogona vitticeps (central bearded dragon), 858 nucleotides long. NCBI's taxonomy places the organism in Eukaryota, Metazoa, Chordata, Lepidosauria, Squamata, Agamidae. The record is from RefSeq and is a predicted model, not a curated record.
AUUUGUAUCAUGGAGACUGAAAAGCUGGAGCAAACAGAGGCCUUUGACAACACCUCUGGGCCUGCCACCUCCCUCCCUGACUGGAUGUCAAGCCUACCUGGACAUUUUUCUUUGUCUGAAAUUUCAGUCCCUGGUACUCAUGACUCCAUGAGCCUGUUUGGUGGCUCAAAGAUCCGGUGCCAGAGCUGGCCACUCGCAGCUCAGCUGGUUGCUGGUGUGCGCUUCCUGGACAUUCGCUGUAAGCUAGAAGGUGGCCAUUUCCUCAUCUACCAUGUCAACACAUUCCAGGAGGCCAACUUUUCUGAGGUACUUAAGACCACUUUGAGCUUCCUAGAGGAACACCCGCAGGAGACAGUCCUUAUGAGGGUCAAAGAGGAACUCCCAAUUAUUCCCAAUGCAGACUUUGCCCCUCGCUUGCAGCGUUAUCUGGAGGAAGAAGGCCAGGGACGAGUUUGGGCAAAAGAAGCCAUUCCCACUUUAGGCCAAGCUCGGGGGAAAGUUGUCAUCCUGGAGGAACUAGAGAAAGAAGUGCUGGGAGUACCUUAUGAAGAGCAGAGUAUUGGUGAUGAUUGGCAUGUUCUCUCACCAGAGUGCAAAUGGGACCAGGUCAAGAAGCACCUGGGCAUGGCAACAAGUGGUGACAAAGCUGUCCUUUAUCUUACCUUUUGCUCUGGUAAUGGCCUCUUCACCAACCCUGAGGAACUUGCCAGAGACAUCAAUCGACGUUGUUAUGAACAUCUGAAGACUCAGGCUAAGAAAACUGAGCGCUGGGGUGUAGUAAUCAUGGAUUUUCCUGGCACAGGACUGAUUCAAACCAUUGUGGAGAGCAACUAUGGCACAUGGAACACCACUGCUUAG